AUGGAGUACAAGGAGAUUUUCAACUUCAUUGAGAACCCCUUUCAUGUGCCAGUGUCAUCUCUGACCCCAGUCAUCACAGCCCUCUGUCCUGACCGUGCUGGAUUAGAAAGUGAGAUAGUGAAGCUGCAGGCAAAUGACACAUUGCAAGCACAGACCAUCGAACAUGGCCCAUUCUCUUUCUUCUCCUCUACAGGUAAUGCAUGUCAAAAUGUCCUCCUGCCGACGCUGAUACGUCCUGCUCUACCCACCAUCCAGCAGUCUCUGGGCAUGAAGCAGUUCCAGCUCCCGUUUCCCCUGGAUACGGCCUCAGCAGUCAGCCUCUUCCCCGGCUUCGGCACGAUGGACCCAGUUCAGAAAGCUGUUAUGCAUCACACGUUUGGAGUUCCUCCCUUGACGAAGAGAAGACACGUCUCGUGCAGCGUGUGCCAACUGAGAUUCAACUCACAGAGCCAAGCCUUAGCCCACUACAAAGGAACAAAACAUGCCAAGAAGCUGAAAUCUCUGGACGCUACCAAAUGUAAGCUCAAAGGUACAGUGGUCACCAAGGAAACCACCAACCAGGAAGUCCCUAAGAGCAUCAACCCUCCAGCAAUGUGCUACGGCACUGACAGGAAAGAUGGCUUUCCAGGUGCAUCGCCACUACCACUAUCUCCUGUGCUCACACUGGCUCCAACCCUGGGAUCCCUGACAUCAACCCUGGCACCCAUGACAUCAAUGUUACCACCCCUGACACCUACGCUGGCAUCGAGUCCCAACUCAUCCACAGGGACAGAGACUACCUCAGCUACAGGAUGGGAUGACAUGGCCUCGCCCAAACCCAGCUCACCUUUAGAACCAGACAUGGAGGUGGAGCAAGAGGCUGAGACAGACCCGGAGACAGAGGAAGAGAAAGCCAGGCGUCUGCUCUACUGCUCGCUCUGCAAGAUGGCCGUCAACUCGGCAUCCCAACUGGAGGCUCAUAACAGCGGUACGAAGCACAAGACCAUGCUAGAGGCCAGGAGUGGUGUGGGCUCCAUCAAGUCCUUCCCCCGGCCAGGGGUCAAGAGUAAGCUAGCUCCGCCCACGAAGGCAGCCACGGGCCUGCAGAACAAAACAUUUCACUGUGAGAUCUGCAAUGUGCAUGUCAACUCCGAGACACAGCUAAAACAGCACAUCAGCAGCAGACGUCACAAAGACCGAGCGGCAGGCAAACCAGCCAAACCCAAAUACAGUCCCUACAGUAAACCCCCAAAAGUCCAGGCCACACAACCAGUGAAUCUGACAGUGGGGAAGGAGUUGUGCCAACCUCAGAUCACCCAGAUAAUGCCCGCUCACCUGGCAGCAUUGGCAUCAGCAGCAGCAGCCAUGGGCUCGGCCUUCCCCGGCCUCCGCUCCACCCACGCUCCGUCCCAUGGCCUCACCCUUUUUCAGAAACACACCCUCCCUGCUGCCCUGCUCCGCCCCGCCCCCGGGCCUGUCAGGACCUCCCAUACACAGUUACUGUUUGCCCCCUACUGACUCACA
This is a messenger RNA of Salvelinus namaycush (lake trout), 1503 nucleotides long. RefSeq names its product zinc finger protein 385D-like. Bases 1 to 1497 code for a protein of 498 amino acids. The transcript is spliced from 8 exons. Gene Ontology annotation, cellular component: nucleus. Gene Ontology annotation, molecular function: zinc ion binding; nucleic acid binding. The record is from RefSeq and is a predicted model, not a curated record. NCBI's taxonomy places the organism in Eukaryota, Metazoa, Chordata, Actinopteri, Salmoniformes, Salmonidae.